AUGGAGCUCGUGAUCCCUCACUCUUCUUCUGGAGUACAAGCUAUUAGGACUCAAAGUUUCAACCCUACGACCAAAAAUAUCAAAUCCUCUAGUACUUCUCCUUCAAAGUACUCUGCAAAUAAACUGAUCCUACCAGUAAGACUUUAUGGCAAAAGCAGAUUCUCAAGAUUCUUAAUAUACGGCCAACAUAAGCGUAAUUCCAUCCGGGGAUGCGCUCAAAUUGAAUCGGUUGGUUCCAAUCCUACACGUAGAAAAGCUCAUCAAGAUGAAUCAACCGGUCCUGAUCAUCAUCAUCCAGUACUUACCAAAGUUUCACGCUUUGGAUCUGCUUGCUUUAAUUUUUUAAGACCUGUUGCGAUGUGUCAAAUAACUAUAUCCACCACGUCUUUAUUUGCAAGAGUUGUGGUAGAAAACCCACAUUUGUUUAAAUGGUCUUUGGUGCUUAAGUCAUUCCCUGGCCUAAUUGCCGUCAUGCUUGCGAACGCUUAUAACAUUGGCAUCAAUCAAAUAUACGAUGUCGAUAUCGAUAGAUUCAAAGAAUCUCCUAUUGCAACAUUGAUCGUGAUUCCUUUGCAAGGAGGUGUCAUUCAAAAUGUUGGUAUACUUUACGCCACUAGAUCUUCCCUUGGACUUCCACUAUGCUGUAGCCCCUCAAUUGUUUUCAUAACCACCUUUGUUACAUUGUUUUGUACGGUCAUUAGCUUCAUGAAAGAUAUUACAGAUGUUGAAGGUGAUCUGAAGCAUAACAUACGAACAUUUCCAGUGAUAUUCGGACCAAGAAAUGUUACAUUCUUUGGCACUGGGAUGCUAUUGUUAAACUAUGUUGGUACUAUAGCAGCUGCCAUUUACAUGCCUCAAGCUUUUAAGCGCCAUGUAGUGUUGCCUGUUCACUUAAUCUUGGCCUUAUCAUUACUUUUUCAGGUGGGGAAGUUGGAAAAUGCAAAUUAUACAAAGGAAGCAAGUGAAGCUUUCUAUGUAUCCCUUUGGAAACUUCUUAUUUUGGAGUUUCUUUUAUUUCCCUUCAUGUAGCUAAUUAAUCAGUAAUUUCAGCGUUAAUUUUCCCUUUAUUUAUAGUAGGGAGG
Messenger RNA from Morus notabilis, 1082 nucleotides. RefSeq names its product homogentisate solanesyltransferase, chloroplastic. Gene Ontology annotation, molecular function: transferase activity, transferring alkyl or aryl (other than methyl) groups. The transcript has 10 exons. Gene Ontology annotation, cellular component: membrane. The record is from RefSeq and is a predicted model, not a curated record. The coding region runs from base 1 to 1029 and encodes 342 amino acids. NCBI's taxonomy places the organism in Eukaryota, Viridiplantae, Streptophyta, Magnoliopsida, Rosales, Moraceae.